UUAAAUUGCAAAUUUUCGGUUUAUUUGAUUUCGCGCUGCUCUGUUUUGGGUACCAGCCAGUGCCCCCACACCCGCACCCACCAAACGCCGCACAUCGCCACAGAUCUCGGGUUAUCGACAGGAUGAUGAGCUACAGGAGCGCCAUGCGGCACCAGAACGUGGUCGACGACUGUCAGCGGAUUAGCUGCAACAAGGGUCCGAGCAGCGCCCUCUUCCAGCUGUCCGGGCGCUGUGUGAUCGUCAAGGACAUCGUGCUGGGCUGCCGCAUGGAGUGGAGCGACCCCGACAUACCCUCCCUGUUCGACCACACCUGGUGCGUCUACCUGCGCCAGCAGGACAAUGUCGGCAUGGAGAAGUUCGUCCGCCGCGUCACGUUCCGGAUGUCGCCGCGACUGCCGCUGCGUCUGCAGGUGGCGGACAGCGCCCCCUUCGAGAUCACCGAGGUGCUGGUCACCGACUUUCCCAUCGAGAUGCAGGUGGAGUAUACGGACCCCAAAAUGACGCCCACCACCUACGUCUUCAAGGCACCCCGCCUCGCCGGUCGCACGCCCGAGGAGACGCCGGACAAGAUGAUCUUCGUGAAUCCUUCGCCGGCCAUGCGUCUCAGUCUCGCCGCGUGCAGUCUCUCCACAAUGGCCACGGCCACGGGCUCCACUUCCUCGCUGCUAUCUGUAGCCGGGGUCAAGAGGCUGGACGGAAAGGUCGGGGAUGCGGCGGAGAAGCCCAAAAAGCCCGGGCUAGCCGUCAAGAAGCAUUACCAGUGAGUGCGCCGUCCUGCGU
Molecule: messenger RNA, 780 nt
Organism: Drosophila persimilis
Lineage: Eukaryota; Metazoa; Arthropoda; Insecta; Diptera; Drosophilidae
Product: YEATS domain-containing protein 4
Exons: 1
Coding region: 123-764 (213 amino acids)
Biological process (GO): regulation of DNA-templated transcription
Source: RefSeq, a predicted model, not a curated record